Penaeus indicus is the source of this 996-nucleotide messenger RNA. RefSeq lists its product as uncharacterized. NCBI's taxonomy places the organism in Eukaryota, Metazoa, Arthropoda, Malacostraca, Decapoda, Penaeidae. The transcript has 3 exons. The record is from RefSeq and is a predicted model, not a curated record. Bases 441 to 806 code for a protein of 121 amino acids. Gene Ontology annotation, cellular component: membrane.
ACGAAAAGGGGGCGUUGUAAAGCAAAUAAAUAACACGUGACUUGGGCUUAGUCGUAAUCUCCACCUGGAAGUAACCUGACUCUCCGAACAAGUGAAAAGAGAUAAAUAAGUGCAUAAGUGAAAAAAGUAAAGAAGUGAUUAAAAGAAACAUACAAACAAGGAACUAUUAAAGAACAAGAAAAAAAGAAAAGAAAAAGAAAACGGGGCGUAAACCACAGAACAAAAAGAAAAUAGAGAACGAAAAGGAACGUGAAAUACAUAUUACAAAACCAAGAAAAACAAAGUUUAUUUUUUUAUGUGAAAUCGUUAAAUGGGAAACAUAAAAAAGCUAGAGAUAGAAAAAAGAUACAACAACGGAGAAUUGAGUGCACAGACUACACGCAGGAGCAAGAUAAAAGACCUGUAAAACGAAUGGAAUCUUAAAAUACCUUAAACAAGCUAUGACCAUCCUAGCACUCAGCAUCUCCCAGGGGAUUCCAGGCCUCGGCUUUGGGAGCGAGAGCCUCGAUUUCUUUGGCGGAGGGACCUUGGUGCUGUCGCUGGUCGUGAGUUCGCUUCUCCUUGCGACUCUCCUCUUGGGGGGCCAGCAGAUACAGAAAGUGCUUUUUGAGACGAAAGUGAACUUCAUCCUGGCGGCCCUAAUGGUGGUGUUAGGAGGCCUCACCAUCCACACCUACAGUGUCCAGCCCGGAAGAUCUUCCCCCGUGGCCGAUUCUGGAAAAGCUGUCGGCUCCAUGUGCCUGAUCAACUCCCUUUUCUACGGCCUUGACACCUUCUUUGCUUACCAGAAUUACAAAUGUAGUUGAGCUGCAGCUUGUCAUAACAUUUCAAAAGUAAAGUUAAAUAUUAUGUAAUUCAUAUCUAUAUUAUGUUGUGUGUAUUACUGAUGACUGUAAAUUUGCUGCUAAUUUUGUGGAAAGGAGCUAUCUAAUCAUAUUAUUUUGUGCAUUUUGUGUAUUUAUCAUCAUUCCUGACAAAGAAAACUACAUCAAGCUA